UUGACCGGGGUGUCGAUAUUGUUAGAAAAUAUUGACCGGGGUCAUAAUUCAAAAAGGGUCACUUUACAUCUUUACUGGUGUAAACUCAAAAACUCCCUCGACAAUGUGUCUUGCUUUUACACAGGACAUCGGAAGAUAUUACUUCAUAAUUUGGAGAAAAAAAAACAUUAACAAAUAUUUAUCUGCCAGUUUCUUUUUCUAAAUGGUUCUUUGCUAAUAACGAUAUGAAAUGAAAGCGUGGACUAUCGUCGCUGUGCUUAGACCUUAUCAGAGCUCAUAAUCUUGGACGGACGACCUUUCUAAUAAAUGUGCGUUUCAUAAGUAUAAACCCAAAGAUUGAGAAAUUUAUGUACGCUUAAUAAAGAAAGAAAUUUAACAAAAGGUUUCUCAAUGUCUAUAAGUAAGACAAAUCAUGUGAUAAUUACUAACACGAGCCUGAAGAAACAAGACUUGAGUUUAAAACGUUUUAUCCAAAAAUGGUUUUAAAAUUCAACAAUGUUAUUUAAAACACCUAUUAAACGAAAUCGGUGAAUUUGAAGAAACAAAAAAGUUAAACGGAGAUCAAAUUAAAAUGUGUGUCUGCAAGGUAAAAUUUGUAUAAUAAAUGUUUUAUUUUAACUGUUAAACGAGUUUCGAAGAAAAGGUAAUACAUGAUUAUGUCUGUUAAAAAAGGAUCAUUAAUUAAUUAUAUUCAAUGACGUUUGGAAAGAAAGUGCAUAUGAAACGCUAUACUCGACGUUACAUUUGUAAUGUAUUUAUCAACCUGGGACAGAUGCAUACAUGCAUGCAAAUUUAUCAUUGUUUUAUGACAGAUUAUUCAGUCUAACACCUAUAUAACGUUAGUGCUCCAUCUCAUCAAAGGAAUUACAUGUAUUGAAAUUAACGACGAUUUAAGUUUGCCUUUUUGUUUCACCUGUUUCACAACAGUCUUGCAUCACUGAAAAAGCAUCCAACGAUUUAAUUAUGAUUGUUGUAAGCAAGUCAUUUUCAGCAGCAAGUGUAAGCCUGAAAAUUGGAACUUUGAUACUGUUUAUAUGUUUGAUAAUACACGUUGUUGGAUUUACAGUGGCAAGAUGGGCAUCGGUCACUAUUUCGGUGGCGAAUAACGGGACCGGUAUUCAAACAUUUUACCAUGCUGGUUUGUGGUUACAUUGUGGAUGUGUAGACCUCGGUGAAAUAUCCUGUAUUUGUUAUUCUAGAGGAGGUGAUCCUGGAUGGUUUAAUGCGGUUCAAGCCAUGGAGACAAUCGGUUUGAUUGGAUUGUCUGUUACUGCACUGAUGUGUUUAGGUCUUGUCUUUUACAAACAGACCAUGGUUCUUAAAAAGGUCAAUAUUGCCAUUAUAUUAAGUUCAGUUAUAUUUAUAGUUGUUGGACUUAUCAUCUUUGGAAUUGAGAACAUGGAAGAUACCCAAGGCAUGUUUGAAAUGUUUGAUAAAAAUGACAAUGAAAAUACGCACGGGAGCCUGCGUAUCUCUUUUAUCCUUUGUGCAUUAAGUGUGAGCGUUUGUUUCUUCGUCUGCCUUCCUCUCCUCGUGAUUGACCUGCGGACACCACUAUUGCAACAUUCGACAUUGCGGAAUUAUAUUGCUCAAGCUCCUGUUCAAUACUCGAACCAAGGUCAAGUUAUAAUUCCUUCAUCGGGUCAAGCGCAGGUGAUCAUCAGCCUUAUUGGUCAGCAAAAUUUGGGUUUCGUGCCAGCAUUCACUUAUGGACAAUGUGUGGCACUACCGCAAUAUGCAGCUUCCGGGCAAGAUAUCAACUCGCAUCCAGAGCAGACUAAUGGUAUUCCACAUCAAGAGUAAAACUUGACAAAAAUAAUUAUAUGCUUGACGUUACAGGAAAACGAAAUUGAUGAAACGAAAAAGUUUUACACUGUUUUAAAUGCAUUUUUUAAAGUAUGUAAAUGAUACAAUAAUAUGAUGACGUAAAAGAAAAUGUAUGCCUUAAUGAUUCUUGGUAUUCAGAAGUGAUUAUAUGAUUAUGUCUUCUGUGAAGAUGUUUGAAAUCAAAUAAAUUCAUUUGUCAUCAUCUUCAGAACAUCCAAAUGAUAGAUUUACGUAUAGAAAAUAUACAUGUAGUAUUGUAAGAAGUUGUUAGGAGUUAAAAGACAAACACAAAAUAACUUUUUAAAUGAAGUAUGGAUUAAUCAGAGUGUUGGAGAGUAAAUAUAUAUUUUAGCAGUAGUAAAACAAAGAUUAACAGAUACAUUUAUACAAAUUUGGUAUACAACACUAAGAGAUUCAUCAAGAGCAAGAAGUUAUGUAAUUAUCUUUUAUUUUGGCUUUAAAACAUAUCAGUUAAUGGUUAAUAUUGAAAAGUUUACGAAACCUUUAUCACAUCCCAGGACUUCUCACCUAAAUCUAACAGAUCGCAUACACCUGAAGCAAUUCCUUAUCGUGAAAGAAAAUGUAACAUUUGCUCGAUGUUAGAAAAUGAAUUUCAUGUAUUAUUAAAAUGUCCACUGUACAAUGUUUGAGAAAACAGCUUAUGAAUAAAUAUUUUUGAAAAAGACUAAAUAUUCCUAAAUUUAUUGAAAUGUUAAAUGUAAUGGUACUUAAUUGAUAUUAUUAUGUUAAACUUGUGCUUCAUUUACACGGUCAGGUAAUAUGGUUAUUCUGUUCAUAUUAGACCAAACUUCAGUCUCAAUUUCAUGUUAAAUAUGUAUGUAUGUAUGUAUGUGCGUGCGUGCGUGCGUGCUUGUGUGUGUGUGUAUGUGUGUGUAUGCAUGCAUGCAUGCAUGAUGUAUGUAUGUAUGUAUGUAUGUAUGUAUGUAUGUAUGUAUGUAUGUAUGUAUGUAUGUAUGUAUGUAUGCAUUUAUGUAUGUAUGUAUGUAUGUACUCAUUGGUGUAUUACCCAUAUGUGUUCUGAAAUAAAAUCUAGAAUCUACAAUCAUAUAUGAUUUUUUUCAAUAUUGGAAUUAUUUAUGUAAAAUCUGCCCAUUGUAGAUCAAACCAUUUUAUUGUCUUUUUAUAUGUAUUUUAUUCAAGUUUUAUUCUGUUUCAUAUCCUGUUAAUGACAUUACUUCAUCAGAAAAAUAAAUGAAAAACUAUUUCUA
This is a messenger RNA of Ruditapes philippinarum (Manila clam), 3056 nucleotides long. RefSeq lists its product as uncharacterized. The transcript has 3 exons. Lineage: Eukaryota; Metazoa; Mollusca; Bivalvia; Venerida; Veneridae. The coding region runs from base 964 to 1803 and encodes 279 amino acids. The record is from RefSeq and is a predicted model, not a curated record.